UUGAAGUCAUUCCACACUGGCAUAAAGUCACUGUUAGUGUUGCUUAGCAUGUGAGAGAAGAAAGGAAGAACCAGACACAGAUUCUGAAACAUUUACAACAAAACACUGUUUUCUUUGCUCCUCUUGCAAACCUUUGAUCAGAAAUAAUGCGUUUCAUUGCUGUCUUUGCUGUCCUGACAGCCUGUGCCCUGGCUGAUGACUCUCACUAUUCGUUCUCGUCGUCGGUGGGAGGCGGAGGAGGUUCGUCCUACAGCCUGGUGGGAGUCGGCAGAAUCACCGCCGUGAGAGUGUGGGAGCUCUCCAGCAACUACAUUUACGGCUUCCAGUUCAAGUAUGAUUUUUCCGGCUGGACUCAGGUCGUCGGCUACAUUUCCGGCCCAGCCAGCGAGUUGCAGCUGGACGACGAUGAAAGAAUCAUCCAGAUCUCCGGAAAGUACACGCACUACAUCCAGUCGCUCAUCUUUGUCACCAACAAAGGUCGCUCCCUGCAGGUCGGCCAGCCGGCAGGCCAUUCCUUCAACAUGUAUUCGGCCCACCCGGACGCCGAGCUGCGCUUCCUGAGCGGCUGGGUCAGUGGGCCGCCCACUGCCCUGCAGGCCCACUGGGCCGUCCCAGACUCUGACUUAACUGAUGAUUAAUGAGUAGUGAUGGAGAAAAAGUGAUGAUUUCUUUUCAACAUUUUAAAGCAGUUGUGUUUUUAAAAAAUAAGUAUCAAACUAAACAUACAUAAAACACCGUACUUUAUUUCUUUUUUUUUUUCCAAAAUAUAAAGAUAAAUGUUUCUAUUAAGCGAUAUGUAUAAUUUGGUAAAGGGAAUAUGGUAUAUUGUCUGUUUCUUAAUUUUUGAGUGCUAAACAUUCUUGAGUUGUUCUUUCUUUAAAGUAAA
Messenger RNA from Poeciliopsis prolifica (blackstripe livebearer), 886 nucleotides. Its product is annotated as zymogen granule membrane protein 16-like. Lineage: Eukaryota; Metazoa; Chordata; Actinopteri; Cyprinodontiformes; Poeciliidae. The transcript is spliced from 5 exons. The record is from RefSeq and is a predicted model, not a curated record. Bases 147 to 638 code for a protein of 163 amino acids.